Messenger RNA from Cavia porcellus (domestic guinea pig), 3707 nucleotides. RefSeq names its product mitochondrial antiviral signaling protein (gene Mavs). The transcript has 7 exons. Lineage: Eukaryota; Metazoa; Chordata; Mammalia; Rodentia; Caviidae. Bases 1003 to 2565 code for a protein of 520 amino acids. The record is from RefSeq and is a predicted model, not a curated record.
CUCGGUCUCCGGGGCUCUGCAUGCACCGACGCCCUCGAUGAGGUGGGCUGUAGCGGCCGGAGCCGAGGAGGACUCGGAGCCUGCCGGGGGCUUGGGGUUUGAGGCGCGCUGCGGGCCUGGAGGUGACAGGGCCCGCAGGACUCAGGGACAACCAGGCUGGGGACACUGCGGGCUCUGACCGUCGCGUCCAGCGUUCAGAGGGACGGGAAAUGUGGCCCUGGGUGCCUGCUCGAGGUCGGAGGAAAAGUUGGGCCAGAAGGAGGCAGACUGAGCUUGCGUCGUCUGCGGCCCUGGGGUGACCCUCAGGCGAGUGCGCCGACCUGUGGCUGCCGCGGUGGGAGUCAGGGCCGCUUCCUACCCCGGGUAGUGACCAUUCUCGGCGGUGACAACUGCUCAGAACAGCCUGCCCGGGGCCCACCCAGGAACCCGAUCUGAGGCUUCGAGGCGUGUCCUUCGGGUGGGUAGGUGUUCUUUCCGCGACGUCCUCGGAGAUUCUCUGAGCUGUCAGGUCGAAAACUUGGCUGCAUCGCAACUUUCCCUUUUUGUGAGAUCGGAAAGAGGUGCCAGGGAACGGAUGGAAAUGAAACAAAGCAAGAACAACGUUCUUUGUAUGAAUGCUAUAAAACUAAAACAUCUUGGAAGACAGUCAAGCGACCAGGGAACUGAGACUAACGUUAGUGGACACGGGGUAAUGCUGUCAGCACUGCCCGAGAUGAUCUGCAUUACUGACAAGAGAAGAGAAUAAAUUUUGCAUCCUCCUGGGUGCACCCUCAGCGACAAUCCCCACUCCCACGGUGACCUGGACCCUCCCAGGACUUAAAGGCAGGGGACUAUGUAGCUCUCACUUGCUGAAGGGCCCUUUAUGCCUUAUGAGGUGUAUGCCCAUCUUUCAGGAGGCAACAAAUCUUGGGUCCUGCAUGGAUCCGGACCAGUCUUUCCACCUCUCUCUCAGGCCAUCGCCCUACACAGAGCUAGAGCCCUCUGUUCCGAAACCGAGCAGCCAUGACCUCCGCAGAGGAGAAGACUUACAAGUUUAUCCGUCACCAUCACAGUGAUUUUUGGCCUGUUGAUGUUCUGGAGAUUCUUCCCUACCUGCCCUGCCUGACACCUAAUGACCAGGAUCGACUGCGAGCCACCUACACACGCCUAGGGAAUAGGGACACACUGUGGGACUUAUUCAAUACCCUCCGGCGGCGGACGGGCUGGGUGGAGGCCUUCAUCGAGGCGCUGAAGUGCUGUGAGCUGCUUGAGCUCGCCGAUCAAGUGACUCGGGUCUACCAGAACGCCCAGCCUGCUGGAGCUCCACCCCAGACCCCAGGCCCAGUGGAGGUGCCAGAAGUUCCGGCUGAGGUUCCAGCAGCCCAUGUGUCUGGUACAACCCACAGCGCUCCCCACAAUGGCUACCGAGAGGAGCCAAGUUACCCCCGGCCUGUCCAGGACACCCAGCCGCCAAUGUCCCCCAGAGAGAGUUCAGAGCAGGCUCCACGGACACCCAGUUUGGGGACCAUUCCGAAGAGGCCGAGUGGAGCCUUGGAGCCCUCCUCUAGCCUACCAGCCCUCAGCCCUCUGACUUCCAGCGGGCAUCAGGAGCAGGACCCAGAACUGGGCAGCACCCAUGGGGCAGGCCCACUCUCCAGCUCCACGUCACCCCGAGGGCCAGUGUCUCCAACUGUCUCCUUCCAGCCCCUGGCCCGCUCCACGCCCAGGGCUAGCCGCUUGCCUGGACCUGCAGUUUCAGCCACCUCUGUCGGUCCCACCUUCUCCUCCUCCCCCUCUUCCACCAGUUUGCCUUCUGCAGGCGGUGCUGGUAACCAGGCCAUGGCCUCCAUCUGCCCCAGCAAGGUACCCUCCGAGGUACCCGCCAAUUCUGUAACUACCAGCUCAGUGCCUUCUCCCCCUAUCCUGAAGCCCGAGAGCACUGUGACCUCCAAAGUGCCUGCCAGCCCAGCACCUGUCAGCACUGUGCCUUCCAAGGGGCCCACCAGCACAAAGCUCCCUGGUGCUAAUAUGCUUACCAGUCCAGCACCAUCCAAACUGCCAGUCAAUGUAACACGUGCUGGCGUAGUGCCAUCCAAAGUGCCCGCCACCUUGGUGUCCACCAAGCCACUGGCCAACACUGCACCAUCCAUGAGGAACAGCAGCAGAAACAAGGAGACCCCAGAGGCUCCAGCGCUCAUGGCCACUGUUGGAGGUGGCUCACCCUGGCCAAACAGCAGCUCCGCAAGCCUACAGGGUCCACUGGAAAUGAGCAAGCCUGGCGAACUGGAAUCCCAGGACAACCAGUGCUCCAUCUGUUCUGCAGACCUUGCCAUCAGCUCCAGUAGUUCCCUGGCUUUGGAACCCAACCAUGGCCCAGAGGAGAACGAGUACACAUCCUUUAGGAUCCAUGUGGCUGAGGACCCCAGCGUCAGCGUCAUGGCUGGCAACUCUGGGCCGCACACUGUCUUGCAACCCCAGGAAGAGGUGGAGCAGAUCAGCACCAGCUGGUCAGUGUCCUGGCUUGGAGCAGGGAUACUCCUGGCUGUGCUUCUGGCAGUACUGUACCGGCGGCGCCCACUCCAGUGAAGCCUCGGUGCACCAUGCACCUGUGCCUCCCCAUGCACCCAUGUCACCGUGCACUUUCUCCAGGCUGACAGGGCUGGGUCAGAAGGGAGCGCAGGCGCUGCAGGCUGGUGGGAGGCUGUGCCUGGCUUCACCAAACCCUCGGGGCAGCCUUGCCAUCCUAGCUUGUGCUCUCUGUUUGCUCUGAAGCUCUUAAAGGUCCCUAGAGCUUCACCCCUCACUCAUGGGGUGAAUAAGGGUUAUCACCCAUGUGCCCUGAAUUUUACCUGACAAGGCCUCUCCCCUGUUUGCCUAAGCCUGCAGAUGAGCAGGGGCUUCUGGACAGCAGUUAGGGUUGGCUGUUCCCUCUCAUCCUGUGCAGGCCCCCAAGGCUCACUUGCAAGUGUACUGACUGGGGACCCCAAGAGACCUUGCUGCUGUCCCCAGCAUCGCAGGCUGAGGCUGUGGCAGUGGAGCUGGGGAGCCCCCAGGUGGCAGAUCUCUAGGGAGCCAGCUGCUUUGGGUCCCCUGCCCCUCUGGUCCUGCUCCACUGCCAGCCAACCCUGGAGGGAGGUACUAAGGUUCUUGUGGACUUGGAACCCAGGGCAGCUGCCAGACCCAAAGAGGACCUCCAGAGCCUCUCCAGCACUUCACUGCCUGCCUCCUUCUCUCUAUCCCUCUCCUGGGCACCAUUCUCUUUUGCUUCCUGUAUGUGUUUAGGGUAGAAAUACCAAGUGGGCAGAGCUCUGGCGAGGUUUAAACUUCAGGUCCACCCUUUCUGGGCUGUGUGGCGAGGCAGACACUCAAUCUCUCCGGUCUUAUUGCCCCUUGUGGACCGAGCCUCCAGCUCUUCCUUUGGUGGCUCUUCUGAGAUUGAAGCAUGCAGGUGUUUGGUCAGGGCCUGGCUUGGAGGCUUGACACUGAGCAUGGCCCCCCAACUCCCUCUGACUGUGUCUGGGUUUGAGAAGCUGAGUGCACUGUGAUACAGGUACAUUUUUCAGGGAGACAGCUUGGCCUGCAUCCUUGCUGUGCCUCUCACUAGCUCUGUGAUCUCUGGCAAGGUAUUAACCACAGUGUGCCUCACUUUUCUCAUCUGUUAAAUGGGAGAGAUUAUCUCCUAGUAUUGUCAUGAAGAUUAAAUAAAUUUAUCUAUGCAAAUCUUACAA